UCGUCGCAGUUACAAUCGCGAUUCUCAUCAUGACGGAUGCAUCUCGUUACGGCGACGUCGGGAGCUGCAGCCUCCAGUUGCUACCCCUCAUCUUUCUCCUUCUUGGUACAGUCCAGGGAUACGAGGUGCCCAAGGCUCACAUUGAGGUGUUCUAUCCCAAGGGAUUUGAGGUCUCCAUACCGCACGAGGAGGGGAUCACACUCUUCGCCUUCCACGGAAAGCUCAACGAGGAAAUGGAGGGCUUGGAGGCCGGCACCUGGGCCCGAGACAUUGUCAAGGCAAAGAACGGGCGCUGGACAUUCCGGGAUCGGAAUGCAGUCCUCAAGCCCGGCGACAUUCUUUACUACUGGACGUACGUUAUCUACAACGGGUUGGGUUAUCGCGAAGACGACGGGUCGUAUGUGGUGAAUUCCUUCAGUGACCACAACACUUCGCGACCUCCCGUCCCGCCCGUUCGUGUCGAUCCCACUACGUCGUGGGCUUCGCCAGACGAUCCGGGUCUGGACAUACGAAUGGGCGGGUGCCAGAGUCCCAAGACCGAGGUGAAUGGAGCGCCAACUCGGUGUGUAGGCCAACUGGUCUUUGUGGAUGAGUUUAAUGGCACUAAAUUGGAUCCCAACAAGUGGCAGGCGGAGCGCAGGUUUUCUGGAGAACCCGACUUUGAGUUCAACGCCUAUGUGGACGAUGCUCCGGAGACCUUGUGCCUGAAGAACAGCCAAGCUAUUCUCGCCACUACCACAAUGCGGAAACUAUACAAAAAGGGACCCGAAGGAAAACUGGACUUGUCGGAAAAUAACCAUGUCUGCACGGGGGCGGCCAACACGCACGACUGCGUCCGUGACGGGAGGACGAGAAGGGACGGCCUACCGCCUGUUGUCACUGCCCAGUUCACCUCCAAGCAGUCCUUCUCCUUCAAGUACGGUCGCGUCGAGGUUCGAGCCAAGAUGCCGCGGGCCGACUGGGUUACGCCGCAAAUCUGGCUGCAGCCUAAACACCAUGUCUACGGGACAAGCGACUACAAGUCGGGCCAGAUCAGGAUUGCCUACACCCGUCCGGCCAACCGUAUGUUGGAUCUUUAUGCCGCCGCCGUGCUGUAUGCGAAUGAGCCCCUCCGUUCCGCAAAGAGCUGCUUGAAGGCUGGAACCGGCGACACCUCCGAGGACUGGAGCGACAGCUUCCACAUCUAUACCUUGGAGUGGACGCCGAGUCAGCUGCGCUGGCUAGUCGAUGGCAAGGAGUGGUGCGUCCAGGGCAGCGACAAGGGAGCCUUCAGCGAGACAUCCGCCGGCGGUCAGCGACUGGUAAAUGCCCAGAAACUGGAGGAGGGCACCGGUCUGGCGCCCUUUGAUCAGGAAUUCUAUUUAACCUUUGGCCUGAGCGUUGGUGGGUUCAACGAGUACCAGCACGUGGUGAAGGAAUGGAACGAGCAGUCGCCGCAGGCCCAAAAGGACUUCUGGAAUAGCAUCAAGCGACAUCGUGACCACUGGAUGGCCGAGGGUCAGAUGGUGAUUGACUACGUCAAAGUGUAUACUUUGUAACUAAAAACUUUUUUUCAUAAAACAUUUUCAUAAACUUUAAAUAUUAAAAAAUGUAAUUCAAGACAAUAAAUUUCAAGUUUCUGAAAUCUCAAAAUAAACAUUUAAUAAUACCCUGCAAGGGCAUAAAAACGAAA
Drosophila kikkawai is the source of this 1672-nucleotide messenger RNA. RefSeq names its product Gram-negative bacteria binding protein 3 (gene GNBP3). Gene Ontology annotation, molecular function: carbohydrate binding; hydrolase activity, hydrolyzing O-glycosyl compounds. NCBI's taxonomy places the organism in Eukaryota, Metazoa, Arthropoda, Insecta, Diptera, Drosophilidae. Gene Ontology annotation, biological process: carbohydrate metabolic process. The record is from RefSeq and is a predicted model, not a curated record.